This is a messenger RNA of Phyllotreta striolata, 969 nucleotides long. The record is from the annotation of a GenBank genome assembly. Lineage: Eukaryota; Metazoa; Arthropoda; Insecta; Coleoptera; Chrysomelidae.
AUGCUGAAAAUAUUCAGAAUUAUCGAAAGAAAUACUAUAGAAAAGACAUGUUUGUGCGUCCGAUACUCCAGUACCGAUUCCAGCGCAGAAAAGAGAGAUGAAUUCCGUGUUCUUAACAUCAGAAAACCCAAAGGAAGGUAUCAAGAGAGGAAACAGCCGAGAACCUUAAACAUUCUACCACCAAGAUCCGAAUCCAUGCCAGUGGACCAAGACUGGGGCAACGUGUGGCCGGGCCCGAGGUCCUUCCACCCGGCCACGGUCCCCCUGCCGGUACGCCAGGGCUACGUGGAGAAAUCGGGCGCGCCCCCGAGCAAGUACGCCAACGCUGAGCUGGUGAAAAUCCCCAACUUCCUCCACCUCACUCCCCCCGUCAUCGAGAGGCAAUGCAACGCCCUGAAGCAGUUCUGCACGCCGUGGCCGAAGGCUCUCGACACCGACGAGAAACUGGAGAAACACUUUCCGUUGCAAAUCACAUCGAGCGAUUACUGCUUUUCAUCGCCUUCGAUUAGAAACCCCUUGGCUCGAAUAGUCACGUUGCGAUUCAAACUGGGCUCUUUAGGCCUCAAUCAAAGGGCCAAAGAUAAGUUUUUGAGAUUGGUAGGCGAUCGGUACGACGAAGAAAGCGAUUCUGUUACUAUCGUUACCGAUCGGUGCCCGUUGAAGAAGCAGAAUUACGAUUAUGCUUUGUACCUGCUCACCGCCCUCUAUCACGAGUCAUAUAACGUUGAAGAGUGGGAGAAUUUGAAAACCGAAGCCGAUAUGGAAUAUUACGAUUGGCUGAAGAACAAAUCGAAAGCGACCAUCGAAAAGCUCUUCGGGAAACCGCACGGUGAAAUCGAAAAUGCCGACGUAUACGCGGACUCUGUCGAUAAACUUAUGAACGAAGGAGAAAAUACAUACACUUUGGAUAAAUACGGAGAAGCUGUUAGGAAACUGUUAAAUUUACCAACCAAAAUCGAGAUAAAAUAG